UUACGGUACUCAUGAAAACUAUGAUCACAACGUAGUGUGAGUUUGGUUGAUUUUCUAGAUCGGCUAUAACCUCAAAGUUUUGGCACUAUGAAUAAUACACCCGCGCAACAUAGUAAUUGAGAGUUAAACUUAUAAACAAAAGAUAACUUUUUAGAUACUCAUAAACCCUCGUUUUUUAUUUCUUAAUUGUUGUGGUUGAAUUAGUAAUAAUGAAAAUAUUAUUACGAUCGGGUAUCGCGAGAGCUUUCGGAGUCAGAAACUUAAGCUCUAAACCAAAAUUUGGUUUAUUAUUUGACAUUGAUGGAGUUAUAGUGCGUGGUAAAAAUGUUUUACCACCAGUUGCAGAAUCCUUUAAAAAACUUAGAGGAGAGGAUGGCAAAUUUCGUGUUCCUACUGUCUUUGUUACAAACAGUGGAAAUGCUUUACGUAGUCAAAAAGCAGCUGAUUUAUCCAAAUGGAUUGGAUUUGAAAUAUCAGAGUCACAAGUUAUCUUAGCUCAUUCUCCAUUGCAAAUGCUUCAUGACCUUCAUGAUAAGCAAGUUCUUAUAUCAGGACAAGGUCCAGUCAGAGAAAUAGCCAAAGAGUUGGGUUUUAAGAGAACUAUGACAAUCGAAGAACUCGUGAAAAACUUUCCAAGUUUGGAUUAUGUCAAUAUGUUAAAGAGAAAUCCACAGUGCGGACCAGUAGAUCCAAAUUUUCCAAGAAUAGAAGGUAUCCUGUUAUUCAGUGAACCGGUAUCUUGGGAAACUCCAUUGCAAUUAAUAGUGGAUCUUUUAAUGACCAAUGGAAUGCCAAGUAAAUUGCCCAGUGAGAUUCCAUAUCCACACAUUCCAGUUUUGGCAUGUAAUAUGGAUUUAUUAUGGGUAUCAGAAGCACCAAUUCCUAGGUACGGCCAUGGUGCCUUUCUAUUGUGUCUCGAACAAUUGUACAAAAAAGUAACAGGAAAAGACUUAUUGUAUACUGCUCUAGUUGGAAAACCUAAUGAAAUUACAUAUUAUCACGCAAGCCAUAUGUUGAUAGAACAUGCUAAAACCAUUGGAAUAGAACAUAAUGUUGAUACUAUUUAUGCCAUUGGAGAUAACAUUAAUACAGAUAUUUUUGGUGCAAAUCUUUAUGAUAAGUAUUUAUCUCAUUAUGAAGCUGGUGAAGGUACUAAAUCUCGUAGCUUAGAAAAAUUGUUAGGGAAAAACAUGAAAGGACCUAGUGCAAAAGCAUGUAUCAGCAUUUUAGUUGAAACUGGUGUACAUCAACGAAAUUCACAAUUUAUAACCGAACAUAGUCCUAGAGAUUUUUUACCUGUAGAGGAUGGCUUAUGUAAACCAGCUUUCAUUGUUGAUCACGUUGGUGAUGCAAUUGAUCUUGUAUUUAAAGAGGAAAAAUUUGAUUGAAGUAAUUUGUUCCAUUAUCUCUAAUCUUCCAAUUAAAGAUUUGGUGAUAUUAAAUUGAUACAAAAGCUAAUGUAUUGAUGAUAUAAUUGAUGCAUUAGUUAAUAAUUAGAUAAUAUAAGCCUUUUUCAAAGGCAAUGUUCCAAAGCAAUAUAAAUUUGAUAAGAGAAAAAGGCUAAGGGUACAUAAACUCAAUAAUUACUAUGAUUUCUUAAGUAUAUUUUAAUAUUUUUUAACUAUUGUACCCUUUUUAUUCUAAUCAUGCAAAAAGAAAAAAGAUAAUGAUUAUUUUAAUUGAGUGAAAUUAUUAUCAAUAUAUUUAAGAUAUUCAUUAUAUCACAAGAUCUAUAAUUCCACUUCAUAAAGUAUAUACAAAGGUACUAAAUAAAUAAACAUUAGAACCACUACAUUUCCUAGAUAAAGAAUUGCAAAUUCUAUUGAUUUAUAUAAUUCAUAAGUAUAGUAGGAAAGCACUUCAUGACUAGCAUAUAAGUCUAAGAAUAUAUGAUCUGUACAAAAAUAUGUUUUGCGCACACUCAAUUAAGUUACAGUUACUGAAUUGCAGUUUUCUAAUUAUAGAUUUAAUUUACGCUCAUUAUAUGCCAAAUGCUCAUCAAUCUUUCAAUAAUCAGAGUUGUUAUAAUUAUGUAUAAAAUUAAUUCAGGUAUCAUUGAGUACAAGCUUUAUCGAUAUGAAAUUAUGCAAGUUAUGUAGCUAUAUGUAGUGCAUCAUUAAUAGGUAAAAAGAAGAAGUUGGACUUCACAAUCAUAUAAACUGUAGUAUAUAUUGCUAAAAUAGCAUCAUGCAUUAAACCAAUCUAGUCUUACUGAACAGCUUUUAUGUUGUUUUUAACAUUAUUGUAAAAUAAUGGGCAUUCUAGUAUUCAUAAUUUCUAUGAAAUACAGAUUUUAAUAUACGUUA
Vespa mandarinia (Asian giant hornet) is the source of this 2306-nucleotide messenger RNA. Its product is annotated as haloacid dehalogenase-like hydrolase domain-containing 5. Gene Ontology annotation, cellular component: mitochondrion. NCBI's taxonomy places the organism in Eukaryota, Metazoa, Arthropoda, Insecta, Hymenoptera, Vespidae. Gene Ontology annotation, biological process: glycerophospholipid biosynthetic process. The record is from RefSeq and is a predicted model, not a curated record.